Leptosia nina is the source of this 2439-nucleotide messenger RNA. NCBI's taxonomy places the organism in Eukaryota, Metazoa, Arthropoda, Insecta, Lepidoptera, Pieridae. The record is from the annotation of a GenBank genome assembly.
AUGGAUGUGUCUAAGGCGCAGCGGUUUAUAGAGCGAGGCUCUCAUAAGGGCAAGGGUCUCGCAGUGUUUACGAGUGGUGGUGACUCUCAGGGUAUGAAUGCAGCCGUUCGCUCUGUGGUUCGGAUGGGCAUAUACUUGGGCUGUAAAGUUUACUUCAUACGUGAAGGGUACCAGGGCAUGGUUGACGGUGGUGAUAAUAUUGAGGAAGCAAACUGGUCGUCUGUGAGUUCUAUCAUACACAAAGGUGGUACAAUCAUUGGUUCUGCUCGCUGUAUGGAUUUUAUGCAAAAGGAAGGGCGCUUAAAGGCAGCUAAUAAUCUAGUGUCCAGGGGUAUUACUAACUUAGUGGUCAUUGGUGGUGAUGGAUCACUAACUGGAGCAAAUUUAUUUCGUCAAGAAUGGUCCAAUCUAUUAGAUGAACUGUUGGAAAAUAAUAAAAUAACCAAGGAUCAGCGAGAAAAAUACAAAUAUCUGCAUAUAGCUGGCUUGGUUGGUUCCAUUGACAAUGACUUCUGCGGAACGGACAUGACAAUUGGAACUGAUUCUGCACUGCAUCGCAUAAUAGAAGCCAUUGAUGCCAUUGUCAGCACAGCCUAUUCCCAUCAAAGGACUUUUAUUAUGGAGGUCAUGGGACGUCAUUGUGGUUUUCUUGCAGUGUACACAGCACUCUGUACGGAUGCUACUUAUAGUUUUAUUUGUGAAGACCCAGCGCCCCUCAAUUGGGACAAAAAGAUUUAUCUGGCCCUAGUGGCCGCUCUGGCGAGCGAGGCUGAUCAAGUAUUCAUUCCCGAAGACCCUGUUCCCAAUAAUUGGGUUGAGAAACUUUGCAAAAGAUUGCAACAGGAAAGAAAAUCUGGUCAACGCCUGAACAUCAUAAUAGUCGCUGAAGGCGCUAUCGACCGCGAAGGCAAGCCGAUCACCGCCGAGUUGGUGAAGAAGGUCGUGGUCGACAAUCUGCAGCAGGACACGAGGAUCACAGUGCUCGGUCAUGUCCAGCGAGGUGGAUCACCCUCGGCUUUUGAUAGGAUUUUAGGAUGUCGUAUGGGUGCGGAAGCGGUAAUGGCCCUGAUGGAAGCAACUCCUGAAACAGAGCCGUGCGUUGUAUCCCUGGACGGAAACCAGGCUGUUCGGUUGCCACUAAUGGAGUGUGUGAGACGCACGAAAGCUGUUGCUCAGGCAAUGGCUGACAAAAACUGGGAACUAGCAGUGCAACUACGCGGGCGCAGUUUCGCACGCAACUUGGAGACGUACAAAAUGUUGACUCGCCUGAAACCACCCAAGGAAGCUUUCAACGCAUCUGGCAAGCCAGCUGAAGGCCUCACGCUAGCUAUAAUGCACGUUGGCGCGCCUGCUUGCGGUAUGAACGCGGCCGUUCGUUCAUUCGUCCGGAACUGCAUCUAUCGGGGCGACACCGUCCUCGGCAUACACGACGGCAUCGAAGGCUUUAUCAGCGGAAAUAUUGUCAAAAUGGACUGGUCCGACGUGACCGGGUGGGUCGGCCAAGGCGGUGCGUUCCUUGGAACCAAGCGAACAUUGGCUGGGGAUAAGAAGAGCGAAGUCGCUGCUCGCAUUCAGCAGUUCAACAUACAAGGACUCUUAAUUAUCGGAGGAUUCGAGGCUUAUCAAGCUGGUCUGGAGAUUUACGAGUCCCGAGCUCAGUUCCCCGAGUUUUGUAUCCCGCUCGUGGUAGUUCCGGCUACCAUCAGUAACAACGUUCCAGGCACUGAUUUCUCUCUGGGGACUGACACGGCGCUUAACGAGAUUACUGAAAUUUGCGACAGGAUCCGACAAUCAGCCCAGGGUACCAAACGGCGCGUCUUUGUCGUCGAAACAAUGGGCGGUUACUGUGGUUACCUGGCAACAUUAGCUGGUCUUGCCGGCGGGGCUGAUGCGGCCUACAUUUACGAGGAAAAAUUCUCUAUCAAGGAUCUCCAGCAGGACGUGUACCACAUGGCUUCCAAGAUGACUGGUGGAAUACAGCGAGGUCUCAUCCUGAGGAAUGAGAAAGCGAAUGAGAAUUAUAACACAGACUUCAUAUAUCGACUUUACUCUGAAGAAGGCAAGGGUCUCUUCACGGCGAGGAUGAAUGUAUUAGGUCACAUGCAACAAGGGGGUUCCCCGACGCCAUUUGACAGAAACAUGGGCACCAAGAUGGCCGCCAAAUGCCUGCACUGGCUGGUGGAAAUGAUUCGAAAGGGCCCGUCUAACACGGCUGACUCAGCGUGCCUCUUAGGGAUUGUGAAGAGGCAGUACAAGUUCACACCUCUUGAAGAACUCAAAUCACAGACUAACUUUUCACAAAGGGUACCGAAACAGCAGUGGUGGAUGAAAUUACGCCCCCUCCUUCGUAUUUUGGCCAAGCACGACUCGACAUACGAGGAGGAAGGAAUGUACAUGACUGUGGAGCAAGGAGAACUUGAUUCGGAAAAUGCCAUUUAA